This is a messenger RNA of Paramuricea clavata, 1004 nucleotides long. NCBI's taxonomy places the organism in Eukaryota, Metazoa, Cnidaria, Anthozoa, Malacalcyonacea, Plexauridae. The record is from the annotation of a GenBank genome assembly.
AUGUCAGCUAAUAUUCGUCAAAUGUCUGAAGCUUGCGGAAUUUGUGCUCAAUUCCAAAUGGAACAACCGAGAGAGCCUAUGAAAUCGCAUGAGAUUCAGGAGUUACCCUGGUCAAGAAUAAGUGUGGAUUUAUUUCAAUUAGCUGGUAAGAACUAUUUGGUUAUGGUUGAUCAUUAUAGUGACUUCAUUGAACUUGAUCACUUGAAAAACACUACGGCUAAUUCUGUAAUUAAGGUGAUGAAAAAGAACUUUGCAAGGCAUGGAAUUCCAAGUGAAUGCGUUAGUGACAAUGGUCCUCAAUUUGACAGUUCGGAAUACAGAUCGUUUGCGAGAGAAUAUGGUUUUACACCGGUUAAGUCGUCUCCGUAUUAUAGUCAAGGGAAUGGUAAAGCAGAAUCGGCGGUGAAGGUUGCAAAAUAUUUAAAAAAUCGGGCAACGAAGAUCCUUACUUGGCAUUACCAGCUUAUCGCAAUACUCCGCAACAAGGAUACGUAUAUUCUCCAGCUGAAAGAUUAAUGGCACGGAAACUAAAGGAUAUUAUUCCAAUGGUACCGUCACAGUUAAAACCACGAUUAGUUGACAGCAAAAUUGUAAGAGAGGACAUAAUGAAGAGAAGAAUUCAAUCAAAGAUUCAGUAUGAUAAAAAAGCGUCACGUCCAUUGAAAGAUUUAGCCGUUGAUGAUCGUGUUUACGUGAAGCCUAGGCAAAAGCAUAAGCCUUGGAUUUAUGGGAAAGUCAUCGAAAGGCCUGAUGAAAGGACGUGUGUUACGCAAACGCCAUUAGGAUUAGUUCGCCGAAAUCGGAAGCAUCUCAGAAAGAUUAAAGGGGAAAGUUCAGAACAUCAAGUACGUGAUGAACAAUUCAUGGAUAUUGUUUCUUUACCGGAUAUUGAUAGUGACGUGACUAGUAGCAACAACAACACGGUUGAUCCUGAUGAAGAAAGGGCUGGAAAUGCAGAACAGGUAUCCGGAGAAGAUCUCGUGUCAUUAAGAAGAUCUGAGAGA